AAGAAUGUCCUGCUCCAGCCUGUGUGCCCCUUCCUGUGGGGUGGCUGCCCCACACCCCCUGGCUGACACCACCAACGAGCCCUGCGUGCGUCAGUGCCAGAGCUCCUCGGUGGUGAUCCAGCCCCCAGCCACGGUGGUCACCUUCCCCGGACCCAUCCUCAGCUCCUUCCCUCAGCACAGCGUUGUGGGCUCAGCGGGAGUCCCUGCCGUUGCUGGGGGCUCUGGCGGCAGUUAUGGAGGCCGUGGUGGUUAUGGUGGUUAUGGUGGCUCUGGAGGCUAUGGAGGCCUUGGUGGCUAUGGGGGCUAUGGAGGCUAUGGAGGCUUCGGUGGCUGCGGAGGAUAUGGCGGCUGGGGCCGAGGCCUCAUGUCCUUUGGUGCCAGCUGUGGGAGCUGCUAAGCCUCACCUGGUGCCGGCCAGAGAUGACACAGAGCUCCA
Messenger RNA from Pezoporus occidentalis (night parrot), 436 nucleotides. RefSeq names its product claw keratin-like. Bases 5 to 397 code for a protein of 130 amino acids. The transcript has a single exon. Gene Ontology annotation, cellular component: intermediate filament. The record is from RefSeq and is a predicted model, not a curated record. Lineage: Eukaryota; Metazoa; Chordata; Aves; Psittaciformes; Psittacidae. Gene Ontology annotation, molecular function: structural constituent of cytoskeleton.